Priapulus caudatus is the source of this 2610-nucleotide messenger RNA. Its product is annotated as denticleless protein homolog. NCBI's taxonomy places the organism in Eukaryota, Metazoa, Priapulida, Priapulimorpha, Priapulimorphida, Priapulidae. Bases 195 to 2459 code for a protein of 754 amino acids. The transcript has 3 exons. The record is from RefSeq and is a predicted model, not a curated record. Gene Ontology annotation, cellular component: nucleus. Gene Ontology annotation, molecular function: protein-macromolecule adaptor activity; protein binding. Gene Ontology annotation, biological process: mitotic G2 DNA damage checkpoint signaling; proteasome-mediated ubiquitin-dependent protein catabolic process.
CACUGUUUUGCGAUGUCGUAUGCGGUUUUAUGCUGUGCGUGAAGUUUAUAAUUCGCCGUAAAGUGGAAUUCACUGGCAGCUUUGCUUUUAUUCUUCCUUAGAUUUACUUCGUAGAUACAGCUAGUGUCUCACAGACAGCCAUAGUGCAACCUCGACGAAUCGCCGAAACACUCGAAGCUCGAAUUCUCGCGAGGAUGCGACAGCAGAGCGUGUCGUUGCAGCUGCGCUCGCGGCAGCAGCGCGGCAGCGGCGUCGCCGGCAUCACCCACGCGCUCGUUGACGAUUUCCGCUGCAUCGUCGAAGACGUCCACCGCAUCCUCGGCGACGAGUCGUUCGUUCCACCGUUCGCCUGUGAGUUCUCGAGCGCCGAUCCCUCGAUCCUCGCCGUCGCCGACGAAGACGGCGCUGUGCGGCUGUACGACACAGCGCGGCGAGGCGCGCGCGCCGCCGUCAACGACUGGUCGGCGCACUCGAACGCCGUCUUCGAUCUCGCCUGGAUGCCCGGCGAGCGGAAGCUGCUGUCUGCAUCCGGCGACCAGACGGCCGUGCUGUGGGACGUGGCGAGCGAGAGCCGGGUCACCGUGCUGCGGGGUCACGCCAGCAGCGUGAAGUCGGUGGCCUUCGCGCGCGACGACGGGAACGUGGUCGCGACGGGCUCGCGCGACGGCAGCGUGAUGCUGUGGGACCUGCGGACCAACGCGAGCGGCGCGCACCACCGCGCCGUCACGACGAUCCCCGGCGCGCACGCGUGCAGGGACGCCGCCGCUCCCCCCGCCGUCGCCAAGCCGCGGCGGAGAGGCGCGGCGGACGCGUCAAACGCACCGAGCGUCACGUGCGUCGUCUUCCAGGACGACCGCACGCUCGUCAGCGCGGGGGCCGUCGACGGCGUCGUCAAAGCGUGGGACCUGCGGCGGAGCGGCGGCACGCGGGGGCUGUCGCCACGGCUCUCGCUGCCCUACGCCGGCGAGGCGGCGCGCACGCGCGGAUUCUCGAACCUCACGUUCGACUCGACGCGCACGCGACUGUUCGCCAGCUGCAUGGACAGCACGGUGUACGAGUACGACCUCGCGGGCGCCGCCGGUGGCGCACCUGUCGCGAGGUUCGCUCGCCACCUCAACUCGUCGUUCUACGUGAAGGCGGCGCUGAGUCCGGACGACUCGCUGCUGCUGACGGGGUCGAGCGACGAUGACGCGUACGUGUACCGCGUCGCGCGGCCCCGCGAGCCGCCCUGCCGGCUGCGCGGACACGCCGGUGAGGUGACGAGCGUCGCCUGGUGUCCGACGGACUUCGCGAAGGUGGUGACGUGCGGCGACGACAAUGCGAUGAUGCUGUGGAGGCUGCGGCGGCCGCGGGAUGGCGACGAUGACGAGGACGAGAUCGUGGGACGCGCGGAACGGAUGCCAGAGACGCCCGACGCGGCAACGGAACACGCUCCCGACGUGCCGAGGCAGGCCGCACGGUUGCCGACGGUUACAGCGGAGACCUCCCCGCCGCGGGAUAGCUCCAGUCGCGCUGCGUUUCCGGCGAGCUUUGGGAAGCAGCUGCUUCUCACCUCCCUCGUCGCACCACAGCGUCGCGCAUCCACACAGGGAGGCGGCGGCGGUACGAAGAGGAAGCUGUCGCUAGCCAACGCCGAGAAUCGACCCCUGAAAGUGAGGAGGUCGUCUGCCGAUACGUCGCCACAGGCAACGGAGCGCGAAGCGGAGACGCCGCCGAGAAGUCUGGUGAAGAACAACGGAUCGAACAGUCUAUUGAACAAUGAUAGACUGAACAAUCUGCCAAACAACAAUGGAUUGAACAUUCAAUUGAAGAACAAUAGACUGAAUAGUUCACUGAAGAACAAUGGUCUAAUCAUUCCACUGAAGAACAAUGGACAGCACAGUCCAUCGAAAAACAAUGGAGUGAACAGUUUCUCGAAAAACAAUGGCAUGAACAGUCCAUCGAAAAACAAUGGACUGAACAGUCGACUAAAGAACAAUGGUUUAAAUAUUCCACUGAAGAACAAUGGCGUGAACAGUCCGCUGAAAGAAAACGGAACGAACAGUCCGCACGAUACUUUGACCACCCCCGCGAACCCCCGCGCGACGGCGUUGAGAGUUUUGGAAUUCGCCGACGGAGCCGCGCUCCAGUCGCCGACGGCCAAUCUUCCCAACCUGGUGGUGGACGGCCAGCCGCCGGUCAAGCUCUGCCGUGCUGUGCAGGCCGUCCCACGGAAGCCCGCCGCCAACAACUGGUUGACGCGGCUCGGCGGUCGGGCCGAGGCGGCCGGACGCGGCGGCGUGGCGAUGAGACGGAAGAGAGUAGCCGGUGCGGCGCGCGGGGCCGUCGCGAGAUCUUCGGGCGAUCCCGGCGGCGGAGUGGCGCCCCCUGGGGACCGGGAGGUUGUCAGUGGGUCGCCGUCGUCGAGGGGUGGGUCUGGUCGCUCUCUGCUGUCGUAUUUCUCGAAGACUUCAAAGUGACGUGUUUUCGUCGACGUAGAGAGCUGUGGAGGUAGCAGCUUGCAGUAUGAUGAACAGUAACAUCGCUGGAACGAAUUCUCAGGGGCGUGUACAGGGGGAGGGGGGUCCAGGGGGUCCGGACCUCCCCCCCCUGCUCGCACAGAAAACGCAU